UCAAGGGAAGGCUGGUCCUGUUUCUGCUCCUGUUGCUAGAGCUCCUGUACCACGUCCUAAGAGAGCAGUGGAUUCAUCAGUUCCUCUUCAGUCUCUUCGUGAUAUUGAGAUAGAGCAACUGACCAAACGUUACUAUGGGGACCAGCACCAGCUGGUAGAGAAGAGCUCUGAUAGUUGUGCAUAUGUUAUCAAAUUCAGCCCAACAGAUCCUGAAUGGAUUACACUUUCGUCAGAAUAUCCACGUAAACCGUGUAAGCUUGAAGUGGUCAAUACUGGUGUCCUAUCCAUUGACUGUAUUGAUUCUGUUAAUAAUGAAUUGGAGGGAAGGGUGGAGGAUCACCAGCUGGCUAACAGGAGAUCAGGACAGCAUGAGUUAAUGCUUAGGCCAAUACUUCACUGGCUGGACAAUAAUGCAAUGAGACUGAUACCUCAAACAUCAUUUUUGGAGGACUUUUCCUCUAAAAUCAACAUCAAAAAUGAAGACAAUGAUUCAACAACAGCAAGUGAUGAUGAUGAUGAUGAUGAUGAUGAUGAUGUAGCUACUACUAAUAUGAAAUAUGUCCCACCAGUGAAGAGAGGUACAGAGCUGAGACUAGUGGACAUUAAACUAAGUGAAGGAGUUGGAACAAUUCAAAUGAGUGUCAUUAAAGUGACGGUUGAAUGUAGCAGGUGUAAGUGCAGGACUGACCUCCUCUGCAAAGAAAACAAGGUUACAUCUCAAGUAUGUUCAAAGUGUAGCCAUUGGAUAUCAGUUCAGUAUAAUCCUGAUCUACUUCAUUCAUCUAAUCACUCACUAGCUUAUCUUGACCUUUUAAAGUAA
Molecule: messenger RNA, 820 nt
Organism: Amphimedon queenslandica
Lineage: Eukaryota; Metazoa; Porifera; Demospongiae; Haplosclerida; Niphatidae
Exons: 5
Source: RefSeq, a predicted model, not a curated record